Messenger RNA from Xiphophorus maculatus (southern platyfish), 514 nucleotides. RefSeq names its product histone H4. Gene Ontology annotation, biological process: nucleosome assembly. The record is from RefSeq and is a predicted model, not a curated record. NCBI's taxonomy places the organism in Eukaryota, Metazoa, Chordata, Actinopteri, Cyprinodontiformes, Poeciliidae. Gene Ontology annotation, molecular function: DNA binding; protein heterodimerization activity; structural constituent of chromatin. Bases 181 to 492 code for a protein of 103 amino acids. The transcript has a single exon. Gene Ontology annotation, cellular component: nucleosome.
UCUUAAAAACUGGCUAAGAGAGAAACAGGAACUCUUUCGGCCGGUUUCAAUAACGGGACCGGAUCUGUGCAGCUCGGUUCCGCCCCUGUUCUCUUUCACGUCCGCAGUUCCCACAUAUAGGCGCCGUUUCCUCCUUCUGAGCCACAUUGUCGCUUCAGGCUUUUCUUGAACGAUACCAACAUGAGCGGCAGAGGAAAAGGAGGCAAAGGUCUCGGUAAAGGAGGCGCCAAGCGGCACCGUAAAGUUCUCCGCGAUAACAUCCAGGGAAUCACCAAGCCCGCUAUCCGCCGUCUGGCUCGCCGCGGGGGAGUCAAGCGGAUCUCCGGUCUCAUCUACGAGGAGACCCGCGGUGUGCUCAAGGUCUUCCUGGAGAACGUCAUCCGUGACGCCGUCACGUACACCGAGCACGCCAAGAGGAAGACCGUCACCGCCAUGGACGUGGUGUACGCUCUGAAGAGGCAGGGCCGCACUCUGUACGGCUUCGGGGGUUAAACUGAUUCUUUACAUAAAUAAA